Telopea speciosissima is the source of this 5668-nucleotide messenger RNA. RefSeq names its product protein RST1. The coding region runs from base 3 to 5591 and encodes 1862 amino acids. The transcript is spliced from 25 exons. Gene Ontology annotation, biological process: regulation of post-transcriptional gene silencing. NCBI's taxonomy places the organism in Eukaryota, Viridiplantae, Streptophyta, Magnoliopsida, Proteales, Proteaceae. The record is from RefSeq and is a predicted model, not a curated record.
GAAUGGACUCAUACUCUGUCCUCCUCGAGAGGAUUCGUGUUCCUCAACCUUCAAUGCAGAGAUUUGCAGUUAUUUCCAUCUUUGAAAAGCUCCGAUCUGCUCCGUCAAACCUUGGCGCGAACUCCGAUUCCGGAAGAGAUGCCAUUUCUCAGUGUCUUCACUCCACUUCUGCUGCCGUCGUCGAUCAGUCAGUUCGGGAACUUUGUCGUUUCGUCAAAGAGGGUCACCUUGAGGUUCCUCACGGUUUACUUGAGCUUCAAUCGGCUCUCGACGGCUGCGACUUGCGUUUCGUCAAUGUUUUCGUUAAAGGGAUAGGUUUCCUUGUUCGCUUCGUAUUUCAGAAGAACGACACGUCGUGGCGGUUGGAUUCUCCGGAGACUCAUCCCUUCGUCAAGGUUGUUUCAUGUCGAACUGAGGUUUAUGGGGAGCUUGUACAGCAAGUUAUCUGGUUAAUAGCGCAGAACAAGCGCACGGGACUUGUGGAAGUUUGUAAAUUCUUGAGGCCUUUCUUGAAUUUCUUGAUAUUGAGGGCAUCUUCAUCUGCUUCAUCGUUUUCGUUCGCAAGGAUUUUAAUUUCCUCUAUUGCUUCACUGUCUUGCUCGUUUCCUUUCGAAACUAUGCCCAUUUUGAAGUUGAUGAUGGAAUGCUUCAAAUAUUUCCCGCGGAAAAAUGCAGAAGACAUGAAAAAUCUCAUUGACGUUGCUGAAUAUCUGGUGGAUGCAUUUACGGUGAUCUUGAGGCAGUCAGUUGAAACUGGAUCGCAGGCUACCAAAGAUGCUCAAUUAUGCAGCGUGAAACUGUUGGAAACUCUUCUAUCAUUUUAUACUGAUUUUCACAAUCUUUCUGGUGGGAGUGAGCUCAUUUUCAAACUGUCAAAGAGUGUAUUGCUCAUUCAGAAAGAGCUUCGAUUGCCGUACAUACCAGAAGAAUUGUUAUCAGUGAAAAUGUCCUUAUUUCUCAUACUUACUCGAGCAGAAUUUGAACAUGAACAACUCUCUGUGCUGAAACUCGCAGUUAUCUUGUUGAAGUGGAAAACUGAACAUGAAUACAUCAGUGGAGAAGCUGCAUCUGGUGCUAGUGAGGAGUUUCUCUUCCUUUUUCCCGUCAUCAGUCUUUUAUCAUCUCCUUCUAAUUCAAUUAAAGCGGCAGCAGCUGGAUUUCUCUCUGUGUUGGAAGAUCUCUUAGUACAUUUUUCAGUUGCUUCUAAGAAAGUACCUAAUAUCAGCGGGGAAUUUCCAUUUAUCAGCAAACCUGAAUCAAUUAUCUGUAGACUUUUGUGGGAUCUGUUGCUGCAGGACCCAUCUUCGUUAUCCACUUCUUACUUUCUAAGUUUGGCUUCCAGUGGUAAGACCAAUAUUAAAGUGAUGAACAGUGAUCGGAAACCGUGGAUGUCUCAACUUAGGGAAUAUUCUUUAUGGACCGUUGAAAGAAAAAAGUCUCCACUAUUACCUCAAUCGGAAGGAAUUCUUUCAUCAGAAAUGCCUUUUUUACUUGGUUCCAUAAAUGCUGUUUUAGUCAUGCAUCAUUCGUUGGGGAGCUCUGCUGUCGAUUCUUUGGCAGCCAUUGGCUUUAUGGAUCCUAGACUGGGUAUACCGUUGUUGCUAGCGAUUCUUUUUUAUAAUAAAGUUUUCUGCAAUAAUAAGAGUAGCUCCCGUGAAAUUUUGAUAAAACUUCUUGAAGUUCUUCCCUCGCUUGCUUCACAUUCGGUGAUGAUACCACUUAUUGUUCAGACUAUUUUGCCAAUGCUUCAUAAGGAAGCAAAACCGGUAUUAUAUGCUACAGCUAUUCGUUUUCUAUGUAAGACGUGGGAGGUUACGGAUCGUGUCUUUGGGAAUUUGCAAGUACUUGUACAUCCAAAAAGGUUCAGUGAAUUCAUGUCGGAGAGAAAUAUUUGUAUGAGUAUGGCUGCUUCUGUUCGUGAUGUCUGCAGAAAAAAUCCUGAUAGGGGUGUGGACCUCAUCCUGUCUGUAUCGGCAUGCAUUGAGAGCCAAGAUCCAACUAUACAAGCUCUUGGUUUUCAAAGCCUUUCCCAUCUAUGUGAAGCUGAUGUGGUUGAUUUUUAUACUGCCUGGGAUGUAAUUGCAAAGCAUGUGCUGGACUAUACAGCUGAUCCAGUUCUUGCACAUGGCAUAUGCAUUCUUUUAAGAUGGGGCGCAAUGGAUGCAGAAGCAUAUUCAGAAUCCUCAAAGAGUGUGUUGCAGACUUUAUGGCAAAUUGGUUAUAGACCACCUGGGUUUGGACCCAUGUGGACAAAGGCUCGGGUCUGUGCUUUUGAAUCCUUGACUCAUUAUGAGGUAGCUCAUAUUCAGAAAAGCAUUCCUGAUUUCAAGAAAAGGAACGUAGACUUCCUUAUAACCGAAGAUAAUGCCAAUGUACUGAAGGCCAUGGUGGAAUUUGAAGUCAAGAUUAUAACAUUUGAGCACAUCAACCGACGCCGACUGUUAAAGGAGAAAAGAACUGCAGGGAAUAAGGUUGAAAAGUUGCUCGAUGUCUUUCCUCAGGUUAUAUUCCACUCAGGAAAAGAAAACAGUUACACUCGAGAUUUUCCUGGUGCAGCUCUUCUGUUACUUUCUGUAACUUCUAAAGAUGUACAUAAUCAACGGACACCAAAGGAGCUAUCAAACUUGCAUACAGCAUAUGAAAAUGCUCUAGUGGAAGUAGCAGAGUCUCUGCAGCUCUCAAGAAAUAUUCUGGUUGCACUUCUCUCACUGCAAUCAUGGAAACCAUUCAUGCAGCGCUGGAUGAAAGCAGUCUUUGUGUUUGUUGAUGGUAAAUUGCCAUCCACAGCACUAGAAAAAACUUCGAAGAUUGCUACUGAUAUCCUGAAGAGUAUGUGCAGAAUUGCAGAAGAAUCCAUUCCUCGAUGUGCGGAGAAUAUUGCACUAGCCAUUGGGGCAUUUUGUAUGGUUUUGCCUCCAUCUGCUCACGCAAUAACAGCAACUGCAUCAAAAUUCCUACUGAAGUGGUUGUUUCAGUAUGAACAUGAAUAUAGGCAAUGGUCUGCUGCAAUUGCACUAGGGUUGCUCUCUCGUUGUUUACAUGCAACUGAUCACAAGCCAAAAUUUCAGAUCAUUGCUGGACUUCUUGAGGUUGCCCUUAGUAGCAAGAGUACUCUCGUCAAAGGAGCCUGUGGGGUCGGCUUAGGUUUUACUUGUGAAGAUCUCUCUGGCACAGUUGCAGCUCCUGAUGAUUCUGACUUGGAAGGAGAAACUGAUAGGGUGAAGGAAGUCAACUUACUAGGAAAGAUUGUCAGGACCUUGUCACUGAUCAUAUGCCAGCUUAUUCCUUCUUCAUCUGAUUCUUUGCAAAGCCUCUGUGAAUAUUUUCCUUUGGAUACUAAUGAUAUUGAUACAUACAUAGAUCCUGACUUAUCCAGUAGCAACCAUGAAAACCAGGGGGAAGACUUAUGGGGUGUUGCAGGACUAAUUUUGGGUCUAGGAAAUUCCGUCAGUGCAAUAUACAGAUAUGGGGCACAUGAUGCUGUGCUCAAGAUAAAAUCCUUGUUUAUAUCAUGGAUUCCUUGUGUGAAUGCCGAUUUUCAAAAUCCUUGUGGCCACAGGGUAGAACCUGAGAUACCAUUAUCUGUGGGAUCCUGUCUUGCACUUCCCAUUGUAGCAGCCUUUUGUCAGAGAGUAGAGCUUAUUGGUGAGAGUGAAGUAGACCAUUUAGUUACUGGCUACAAGGAGCUAAUAUGUGAACUUUUGUCUCUGAAGAAAUCUGGUGCCUUCCACCAGAGUUUGUUGAUGGCUUCUUGUAUUGGAGCCGGAAGCCUUGUCUCAUGCAUUUUGAGUGAAGGUGUGCAUCCAAUGAAAGUUGAAGAUGUGAUGAGCUUACUGGAAAUGCUUCGAAAAUGUUAUACAAGCCCGUACCCUCCCAUUGUGCAUUUAGGUGGGAUGCUUGGAGUUGUUAAUGCAUUGGGUGCAAGUGCAGGGACUCUGACUCUUGUGUAUCGUCAGCCUUCUCUACGAACUGUUUAUGGACAAAAGGAUUCAUCCUAUAUCAGGGAGCCUAUACUAGCAAGUCCUGUUUGUGAGCCACAGUCAUCAUCAUUGGUGCAAGAGAUAUUUUUGGUUUCACAGGAUUCCAAGGAUCAGCAGCUCCAAAGGUAUGCAGCAUGGGCACUUGCAUUUCUUAGACAUCAUUGGUGGUCUAAGGAACUCCAGAUUGCAAAGCAUGGUUCCCAGAGUAAUCAAAUUGAUUCUGGGCAUGUUUCACAAAGCUUUCCAGAGGACAGUGUGGUCUGGAAGCUCUGCACGUGGUUGAUGGAUCUUAAUUCUAUAGGGGUAGGUAUUACCGCACAUGUAAACACAGUGGCAACUGUUCUAAGGUGCUUGUCACGAGCUCCCCGAUUACCAUCCUUGGAUUGGGGAGUGAUCAUUCGACGCUGCAUGAGAUUUGAGGAUCAAGUUUCAGGCAACCUAUGUCCAGAUCCAGCUGUUCAGAGAGUAACACUUAGAGAGGAUUGCAUACAGUUCUCACUGGCUCAUGCAAAUCAAAUUAAUCCCCUCCUACUUUUCCUGGAUGAGCUUUCUGACCUCUCCAGGUUCAGGACACUUGAGUUGAAUCUGCAGUUAAGUUUGCUCCGUCAUCUGGCUGACCUGACAAAAAUUUUCUCAGUUUCUAGGCUGGAGAAACUUUUUGAUGAUAUGGCAGACUACGUACGAUCUCCAGUUUCUUCAUACCAUACCUACAACUCAAAUAAGAAAAGUUUGUUACGAAUUUCGUUCUGGAAGGGCCUGAACCAGUGUCUUGAUGAAGCAUUUGCUGAGUCUCAGGAGUAUGUAACAAAUAUGGAGAAGUGCAUGGAGUUUUUGUUUGCUUCAUUGCCUGUAUUGCCUUUUGAUGCCACCUUAAGACCGGAAGAGGCAAAUUGUAUAGAUGAGUGGUCAGAGGGGGUUACCUGUCUUGGAAAGGCUCCAAGGCAGUGGUUAAUGAAUCUUCUGGAGGUUCCGGAGGGGGGUCUAGUACAAAGAAGCCACUUUACCGAACUUGUGAAAAGAAUUCAAGCAAGAGCCAAGCUAGUUAUGAUUGGUUCGAUUCCAUUGACUGAACUUGGAAAACUAAAAGCUUCUAUACUGAACACGGAAUCAGAUGGUAUCUGGGAUGUAUUAGUAGAAGUUGCUGCAGCUCUACAAUAUGCUGAUGGAGGAAUCAAAAGACAAUGGCUCAUAGACGUGGUAGAGAUUAGCUGUAUAACCAAGUAUCCUUUCACGGCACUACAGUUUCUCGGCUUGCUGUCUGGCAGCUGGUGUAAAUAUAUGCCUCUUCUGAUUCUGGAUCCAAUGUCUGUGUUAAGUGACUUACCAGUCACACUUCCUUCUCUUUUGUCAGACAGCCACUGGAAUUUUGUUGCAGAAUCUGUAGUAUUGAAUCUAUGGGUAUUGAUGGAACGCAUUUAUGACUGGUCCACAAGCUUAGGGAGUGGCAGUGAUGGCUUUGGGCAGCAGGAUAUCGAUGAAAGAGAAGAUUGGAAGGCUGUUCUACUCGUGCGUGUGAUGCAUCACACCUGUGUUUCUUUACUAGAAUAUUUACCAUUUGAAAAGCAGUUGAAGCUUGCUAAUAUGAUGGUCCCUGAAUAUGGGAGUUGCUAAGCAACAUCUUAGCACUGUGCCUACUUCCCUAACCAAUCCUCACGAGCCUAUGUCCACUCAAUGCAGCUGGUCAUAAU